UGUGAUGACCAUUUGAGUCGCAGCGAUCCCGGAGUCUCUUGACAAAGAAAACUCGACGCAGGCGAACCAUGCUUAGCAAAUUCUAGAACGUUUGGCUUUUGAGUUUAUGAUCGAACAGAACCGCAGGCGGAACGUUUUUUGCGAGCGAGUUUGUGGAUGCUGUUAUCAGCUGAAAGAUGCAUCGCCAUCAAACGGAGUGUCGUAGUUGGUCACGAGUGUCUGGGAAAUGACCGCGCGGAGAAUGUUUCUAAAGUUUCUCAUCGUCGGUGUUCUUUUUAUGCCAUUUUUAACCCAAGCAGAAGCAAAUAUUGAAGUUUGUUCUCCAUCGAAUACAAACAUUGUCAUUGACGCGCGGGUGCCCGGUGAAAUCUCAACACCUGAAUUCCCGGAUGGCUCACGCGACACUUCCUGUAGCUGGAAAAUACAAGCACCAGAAAAUUUCCGACUGGAAAUCACGAUCAAGGAACUGAAGCUAACUGGGAUCGAUGACUAUUUAAUAAUCCGUGAUGGUGCUGAAGCCAGUAGUCCUCUGAUUGGGAAGUAUGGCCCCUGUGCAAGUGGCUCGCUUAAACUUUUUAGCAGUGGAAAUUUUGCUUUUCUCCAAAUGGUGUCAUCUGUCUUCACGGUGAAUGACAAGCUACAAAUCGCAUUCAAGCCAACUGACCCUGACGACAUUGAUUGCUCGAAUGGAGAAAAUCCGUCAAAUUUGUGUGGCCUCAACACCUAUCUAAGAGAACCGUCAGGUGUCGUAAGCAGCCCAAACUUUCCAAACAACUAUGGCGCAAGCAGAAAUUGUUUGUGGACAAUCAUUGCCCCUCCAGGGUACCGUGUGCAAUUCACAAUUCAGUGGCUAGGCAUUGAAGACCAUCGGUAUUCCCGACCAGGGAGUUGUGGAGACGACAGCAUCAGAAUAAGCGAGUAUCGUGGAAACUAUACCAAUGAUGUGACUGUACUUUGUGGUUGCAAGCGCUUGUUUACGUUUGUUUCUUUCAUGGAGAAAAUGUGGGUGAGGUUUUCGUCCUACAAGAAAAACAACUGGCCUGGUUUCUAUGCAACCUACAAAGCUCUCGCUCCUGAAGAAUGCCCAGCAGGUAAGAGCAAUUGCUCGCUAACAAGCACUGUUGUAGUUGGUUUCGAUGCACAAGGGCAGGUCUGCAGAACCUCAGUAAAGACUACUACAAAAGUGACCAAUCAAGAGACAACAUCGCUACUACCAAGCUCUGUGAAAACAUUAGCAAGGUUAGGGAGUCUAACAAGCACCCCAGCGUUGGAAAUCACAGCAACCGUGCACCUGACAUUUUCUGAGAGUAACAGAUGGCAUUCAAACACUUCCUCCCCUCAGAAGACCACAGCAGUGGAGAUAAAGAAGCAAGGGACUGUUUCUUCAUUGACAGUCUCGCCCACGUUGAUUCUUCCAAUAGUCAACGCCAGUGUAGGAAGAAUAGUACAUUCAAGUGAAGUUAUAACGCUUACAUCCGUGUCUUUGCUGAGAUCAAACACUUUGGAACUUGCUACCUCUGUCACUAGUUCAUCAAGUUUUCCGAAACAAACUCUUAUUCAAGCUAGACGCUCUUUUGCUACGGCCGAGGACAGCAACGGCAUACGAUCUCCCAUUGGCCAAAUUAAAACUCCAAGGGAUGCUAUCACGUCUACCGGAACAGCAAGUUACGUCUUAGGAACCAAAAAUACAGCACCUGUAGUUCCAACAAGUUCUUUAGCUCGAGCGGACCAUGUUAUUUCUACAAGUAAACCCGAAGAUUUUUCCAGCGAGGGUAUUAGUAUGAAGCCAAGCAAAGCAAGUGAGGAGACCCCCUCUGGUCCAGAAAAAACGCCGAUAGAGCGGCCUACCACACAGUACAUUCCAGUCAACGGUACAGACAAUCCUUUGAUAGGUAAAAAUGAAAAUUGAUUAUCAUUAUUACUUUGUUGUUCGACUUAAGCUCGAGA
Orbicella faveolata is the source of this 1947-nucleotide messenger RNA. Its product is annotated as scavenger receptor cysteine-rich domain-containing protein DMBT1-like. The record is from RefSeq and is a predicted model, not a curated record. NCBI's taxonomy places the organism in Eukaryota, Metazoa, Cnidaria, Anthozoa, Scleractinia, Merulinidae.